This is a messenger RNA of Mycena citricolor, 3632 nucleotides long. NCBI's taxonomy places the organism in Eukaryota, Fungi, Basidiomycota, Agaricomycetes, Agaricales, Mycenaceae. The record is from the annotation of a GenBank genome assembly.
AUUGAGCUGGGGUCGAUUCAAGAGUCACAUGAGCAAUGGGCGGCACAAGUGCUAUUCAACCAGGCUACAUAUUGUCCGACCCUACUGUAACCCCGAGGUGCGGCACCCAUCACUCAAACUAGCUUUGUCCAACCACCUAUCAUCUUCGGCUUGGUGUUCCACCCAAUCUCCACCAAAAAUUGUCCAACCUAGCACCGAGCAUUUCGCCGCAUUAUCGGGGGCGAUGUCAUGGAGCCAGUUUCCAUAAUAAAGCUCGCUCAGGUGUUGUCAUGUCGACUAGAUGAACUCCAGGUUCUGCGAGUCGUAUGUGUAUAUGUAGGACUUUCCCAGAGUCCUUACCCGUGUUGCACAUCCUUCCAGAUGAACCCGGACCGCUUAGGAAUUCACAAGCGGUUGGUAUUUCUCGGGGGCUAUUAAUAUUACAACCUGUGUGAUCGAACUGAAACCUGAGCCGGCACUGCACUGUUUUUGGCUCUCACCCGGCAGUCCGGGCUCUACAUAAGCAGGGAAAGUCGUUCCAACGAUGAUGACUCACAUGUGGCACGACGGGUGACACGUAGAUGGACAGUUCGUGAUUGAGGACUACUUAUGUAUGUAUGCUUAUCAGCGUGGAACGUUCGCUUGUCGUAAGGUUUCCGAUCGUGGGUGACGUGCCUGCCCUUCUGAGCGGCUUCCUGUGAUCAUCAAUGCAGAAGAACAACAUCGACCCCGGAUGGUGUUGGCCUGCGCUCUGGCUCUGGGCUCCUCCUCGGGCAGAGUCCCCUGCUCAUAUGAGCCAGGGGCUUCAGCGGACCUGGAACCCAGCCAACCUGGUGCGAUAGUGACGUUGACAAACGAAAUUGACCGCAGGUUCAUCUGUCCAUCAGACUGUCGCACAGUGCGCAGAACGUGGGGCAGAUGCUUUAUACGCUCACACGCAACAGUAUUAUAAGUACAUUAUGCACGUCGCCACGGCGCUUGUGCUCGUCCUCGCGCGCUUUGCGCUCGCGCAAGGCAGCGACAAAAUCGCGAACAUCACGGUCCCGGACACGAUCCAGACGGCCUUCGGGGGAAUCGACCCGGUGGUUUUCACGUACAUCUUCGACGCGGUGCAGGGACACUCGCUGCAAAAUAUCACGUAUGAGCUGAUGGCGGGGAGAUCGGAAGACAACGGCCAGACGGUGGCUGAUCUGAUCGGCGUGGAAGGCCGACAAACCGGGAAUCAGUUCUCCUACUUCGUGCAUUCCUCCACCCCCGCAGGCCUGUACCACAUCCGCAUGAACGGCACCGUCAGCCCGACCGGCACGAACGUCACAUUCCGGUCCGUGACGACGAACAUCACGCUCGCGGACGAGAGCUUCGCGUGCACGACGCCGGGCGCGUACGUGCCGGUGACGGGCCUGGCGGACGCGCGGUACAGCCCCGUGCGGCUCACGCAGCCGGCCGCGGGCGCGGUGUUCACGCAGACCGAUCUGGGCGGGGCGCUGGGUCUGAUUGGGAGUGUGUUGACGCUCGUGGAUCUGCUGUUUGAUCUGCGCGACAUGGUCAAUCCGACACUCGAGGCCGUGAACGUCGACACGGGCUUCGCGACGCCCGCGCAGGCCGUCAACCACGGCAUCAUCAUCGAUCCCAGCAUCGUGCCGUACGCGACGAAAAACGUGACAGUGCUCCCGGGGACGUGGAAGCUCCGGCUCAACUUUACUGCCACGGGACCCGCAAGCACGGGCUCGUUCAGCACGCUCUCGGACGAGUUUUUCGUCGCGCAGCAGGCGCCGUGUGUCGGCCUCAGCGGCAGUGCGGGGUCAGGAGCGUCAUCGAGUGCUUCUAGCGGGGCGACAGGGGCAGCGAGUCAGACGUCGGCGUCGACGACUGGGAGUGGGGCGCAGACGGCAGGAGGAAGCACCGUUUUGACGACGACGUCCGCAGCGCCUACAACGACGUCGUCGAAGGCUUCGGCUGCGUGGCGGGUACAUUCCGGCGCCUUGAGUAGCUACCUUCGAAUGGAUUUUCUCGUCAGCUGCUUUGCGUGUUAUCGGGAUGAUUUGACCGCAGCGUCUGAUCACUGCCUGCUGUUCGGCCUACCUAUUAGUUCCCCCAUGACGCAACUCACGCCCGAGGAAGCUGCGACCCUGCACGGGCUCGGGCUCGACUGGAUCCAGAUAUUCGUGUCGAUUAUGAACGAGACGGUGUGGAUAACGAUCUACACGAUCAUCGUCUUCCAGGCCUGCGUGCUCCUCCUCGACAAGUCCCGGCGCAGCUCAUGGACCUCCCGGUUCUAUCUGCUCGGCAUCCUCAUUCUGUACUUCGGCGCAAUCGUGCAGUGGGUGCUCGACAUGGUCGGAUUCAUCAGCGAGGCCAAGCUCUCGCUCGUACUCCACCCAGACGGCGAUAUCGGCGAGAAUUUCGGCGAGGCGCUCAAGGUGGUGCUGAAGGUCGCGGCCGUGCAGGACGCUAUCUUCGCGUAUCUGACCCUGCUGGGGGACGCGAUCAUCAUACAUCGGGUGUGGAAGCUCAGAGCCUACCGCUAUGUCUGGAUCUUCCUCGUUCUCAUCGGAGCGUGGAUCGGCUCUGCAGUCGGGACGUUCAUGCUGACGUACUGUGUCGCGGUCGUCGGCUCCGACAUCGUUCUCGGCACGUUCCAGAACCCGGCCCUGUGCAGGAACGCACAGACGGUGACGUAUGUGCUGCCGUGUGCGACCACGGCGAUUGCCACCGUGCUCAUCGCCCUCACCGCGUGGCGGUACGCGCAUGCGACGCAGCUGCUGACUUCGUCCCGGCGCACGAGCGCGCGGAAUCCCGUCGCUGAGAUCCUGCUGUUGCUGGUCGAGUCCGGCCUGGUGUACCUGUUCUUCUUCGUUGCGCUUGUGAUCGAGGUCGCGCCGAUCCCGCACGCGUGGAUCGACGCGAGCCCGUUCCUCUCGCUCGCUUUCAAGAUCUACACGUACUGUUCGAGCGUCAUCAUCGGCAUAUACCCGACCAGCCUCGUCGUCCUCUCGCACUCCAAGUACGCCGUGCUCGACAGCGGCCCCGCGACGGACAUCAUCUCGACGUUUCACAUCCGCGCCGUCAACGCCGCCGGCAUCACCUCCACCACGAUCGGCGCGACGUCCUCCGGCGGCGUCACCAGCAUCGCGGACCGCGAGACCAAGUUCGACGAGGAGGGGAACGGGCUUGAGCUGCGGCUCCGGAGUAACGGCCAUGUGUCGCGCAGUGCGGAGAAGGUCAAUGUGGGGCUUGGGGAUGGGGAUGUGUGAGGUGUGAGCUGUGUGUGCGGUCCGGCUGUGUAUGUAUGUUAGGUAUUUAUUUAUUGGGUUAUUUGACUGUGUAAAUCUUCGAGCGCCGAUAUAUAUUAUGGAUGCAUGAAUGCAGGUGCGGGACAGCGGGGCCCUGUCUACUGUACGUAUACUUAUCAGCCUGUGAUGUAUGCUAGAGAAAAACGACAAACACCGGCAGUGAAAUCGAAAUACAUCCAGGGCCCAUCGUAUCGUGCAAUAGCUUAGGGGGGCGGGCCAUGAGUUGGAGAAUAGCUCCGAUGGAUUUGAUGCCUAGGCCGUACGAAGCUAGAAUGCCGGAUACCAUGUGCACACACAUGCCCCGCAACGCAAUGCGCGAUUUCAAUUCUGCAUGCAGCAGUUUCCUUGUACUUACGUAUC